AUGUUUAACAACAACAACAAACCGACCCUCCUCGCCACUACUCUCCUUCAAAAAUACACCAUUGCUCUCAACAGACUCAACCAGCCGCAGCAACAUGCAUCCCGACACGCGCAGCAAGCUGCACAAGAAACCCAGCAACCCCACGCUCAGCACCAGCAACCAAAACACGCUAUUCCAACUGGCAAGCUUGCUGAUAAUCCUUGUCCUAAUCAUGAUGUGGCCCCGACUGCGCACGCCUGCCUACAAGCGGAAGCAGAAGAUUCGCAUGGACAGAGAGCGCCUCGUACGCCGUCUGCGCGCUAA
This is a messenger RNA of Penicillium vulpinum, 303 nucleotides long. RefSeq lists its product as uncharacterized. The record is from RefSeq and is a predicted model, not a curated record. NCBI's taxonomy places the organism in Eukaryota, Fungi, Ascomycota, Eurotiomycetes, Eurotiales, Aspergillaceae. The coding region runs from base 1 to 303 and encodes 100 amino acids. The transcript has a single exon.